Messenger RNA from Opisthorchis viverrini, 497 nucleotides. RefSeq lists its product as hypothetical. Lineage: Eukaryota; Metazoa; Platyhelminthes; Trematoda; Opisthorchiida; Opisthorchiidae. The coding region runs from base 1 to 288 and encodes 95 amino acids. The record is from RefSeq and is a predicted model, not a curated record. The transcript is spliced from 2 exons.
AUGGCGCGCUCUGAUUGGUCAGCAGUGGCGCUGACAACGGAUUCAUCAAAGCUCAUCGGCACAGGCUUAGCAACGGCUGAAGAUGUCAUCGCGUUGAUGUGUGCUUUUGUUGAUAUCAAGGCGACCGAUUUUGACACAGACUGGCAAGAAGAACUCGCCGAAUUGAUAUACGAAGCCGCAUGCCGGAGUGUCUCCAGCAGACGUACGCCGGCGUACUUGGAGAGACAGCUUCGAUUACGAUUCGGUCCUGGCUGGACAGCGAUGGUUAGCGAUGACUUAUCGAAGUAAUUUGGAUUGGAAAUCAAGGAGGAACUUUCUGUUUGCCGUGGUCGGAACUCGGGCCUUCUUGGUAUGCAGAGCAGGAAGUAGAACCGACUGAACACUGUUCACUUUCACCAUGAACUGAUCAAUUUUCCAUGCUGCCAAAUGUUCCCUAUCCGUCGGACACAUUUCAAACCCUCCCACAGUUUAAACUUAUUGACCAAUUGAUAUUUCUG